Messenger RNA from Rangifer tarandus platyrhynchus (Svalbard reindeer), 1338 nucleotides. The record is from the annotation of a GenBank genome assembly. Lineage: Eukaryota; Metazoa; Chordata; Mammalia; Artiodactyla; Cervidae.
AUGGCUGAGUUGAAGUACAUUUCUGGAUUCGGGAAUGAAUGUGCCUCAGAGGACCCUCGCUGCCCAGGUGCUCUGCCAGAAGGACAGAAUAAUCCUCAAGUUUGCCCCUACAAUCUGUAUGCUGAGCAGCUCUCAGGAUCAGCUUUCACUUGUCCACGGAGCACCAAUAAAAGAAGCUGGCUGUAUAGGAUCCUACCUUCAGUUUCUCACAAGUCUUUUGAAUUCAUUGACCAAGGCCACAUCACUCACAACUGGGAUGAAGUUGAUCCUGAUCCUAACCAGCUGCGAUGGAAACCAUUUGAGAUUCCAAAAGCCUCUCAGGAGAAAGUGGACUUCGUGAAUGGCCUGCAUACCUUGUGUGGAGCUGGAGACAUUAGGUCUAACAAUGGGCUUGCUAUCCACAUUUUCCUCUGUAACACCUCCAUGGGGAAUAGAUGUUUUUACAAUUCAGAUGGAGACCUCUUGAUUGUUCCCCAGAAAGGGAAACUUCUCAUUUACACCGAGUUUGGCAAGAUGCUUGUUCAGCCCAACGAGAUCUGCGUCAUUCAGAGAGGAAUGCAGUUCAGCAUCGAUGUCUUCGAGGAGACUAGAGGCUACAUCCUGGAGGUUUAUGGAGUCCACUUUGAGUUGCCUGACCUGGGACCAAUUGGAGCCAAUGGCUUGGCCAAUCCUCGUGAUUUCUUGAUACCUGUUGCCUGGUAUGAAGAUCGCCAAGUGCCAGGUGGUUACACUGUGAUUAAUAAAUACCAGGGCAAGCUAUUUGCUGCCAGACAGGAUGUCUCCCCAUUCAAUGUUGUGGCUUGGCAUGGGAAUUAUACCCCCUACAAGUACAACUUGGAGAACUUUAUGGUCAUCAAUUCAGUGGCCUUUGACCAUGCAGACCCAUCCAUUUUCACGGUAUUGACUGCCAAGUCUGUACGCCCUGGAGUGGCCAUCGCUGAUUUUGUCAUCUUCCCACCUCGAUGGGGGGUUGCUGAUAAGACCUUCAGGCCUCCUUAUUACCACAGGAACUGCAUGAGUGAAUUCAUGGGACUCAUCAAAGGUCACUAUGAGGCAAAGCAAAGUGGGUUCCUGCCAGGGGGAGGCAGCCUGCACAGCCCAAUGACUCCCCAUGGGCCUGAUGCCGACUGCUUUGAGAAGGCCAGCAAAGCCAAGCUGGCACCUGAGAGGAUCGCUGAUGGCACCAUGGCAUUUAUGUUUGAGUCUUCCCUAAAUAUGGCCGUCACCAAGUGGGGGCUGAAGACCUCUAACUGUCUGGAUGAGAACUACUACAAAUGCUGGGAACCUCUCAAGAGCCACUUCACCCCCAAUUCCAGGAACCCUGCAGAAACUAAUUGA